Penicillium olsonii is the source of this 927-nucleotide messenger RNA. The record is from the annotation of a GenBank genome assembly. NCBI's taxonomy places the organism in Eukaryota, Fungi, Ascomycota, Eurotiomycetes, Eurotiales, Aspergillaceae.
AUGGCGUCUACUCUACGAUUGCCGGUGGUUGUACCACGCCAUAUCUCUCAGUCCGGUCUGCCUGCUUCCCAAUGCCGGUCCUUCUCUCAGACCUCCCAGCAAUGGGCCGGUGGCCGCGCAGUGAACUUCCGCCCUCCGAGUGUCGCGCAGCCCUCCUUCAAGACCAGAACGAAGGAUAUGAAAUUGACCGACUUGCCAAAUGACAUUGGACUGCUACCGGGUACUUUCGUUCGCCCCCUGUGGAGGGAUAUGCCUUCGAUUUUCUCGGCACCGCGCGAUAGGUUGCACAUGGAAUGGACAUGGGCGAAGUCGUUCUUCAGCAAUUACACCAGUUUGCUCCAAUACUGCAAGCGCGAAAACAGUCUCCCGCUUCUCCUCCGGGACCGCCGACGCUACGCCUCCAGGCUGCAAGAGAUCAUGUAUACCGCAUUUGCCGAAGGCAACAUUCCUGAGAUCAAGCGAAUCACCUGCGACAACCUAGGCCGCAAACUCAUCCGACAAAUUGAAGGUCGUCCCAAGAACGAAACAGUGACCUGGAAGCUCGUGAAGUACCUCCGCAGGCCCAGCACAAACUUCACCGGUCUCCGCGUCGUCUCGGACCGCGCAACAUCCAUCCCCGAGAUUCCGAAGUCCGGUAUCCGUCAGAUCGUCGUGCGCGUCACAAGCCGUCAGUCCACCACUACGACCCGCACGCAGAAAGCUGGAACCGAAACCGAGAUUGUUCCCAUCUCCUCCAGGGAACAGGAUAUCACUGAGUACAUCGUUGUUCAAAACCUCCGCUGGAACGGCAAGGAUAACGGCUGGAGAAUCUGGGGUACCACCAACGCGACUACCCUGCAAGCCGCCCAGACCGACCCCUACUUCAUGCCUGGUCUCUCGGCCCUGGAGCGUAUGGAGAUGAUCCGGGAGUCGAUGAACAAGAAAUAA